AAAAAACAACAAAGUAUGGAGCAGAAAGGAGAAGAGGAGAGUGAGGGAUUGUGGGAAUCUCAGAUGACCUCAUCCCAGAGAAAACUGUCAGCUGGUCUGGUUCAGAUGGAGGCCCGCGGUCACAGAGGACAUCCUGGAGGUGGUUGGACGGUCAGGAAGAACCGAUACCAGGGGAGAGGCCAGAGAGGGACUCUCAUCGAAUCCUGGAGAGAAAUUUCACAUCCGGUCCAAGCGGAGACAACUGAAGGGAGUGUUGGAGGGGGAAGAUAUCUACCCACUGGGACCAACCUCACAAUGUCCCGGAGGAGGUCUACAGGUGAUCUGGUGCCCAGGGACAUCUCUGAGAUCUUAGCCAAGGAGGCGAGGGCUCAGCGUGGACAGAAGAAGUCGGGAGUCUCCCUGGGACAAGCCUUCAACUGGUUGAGGAAGAGCCGGAGGAAGAAGAACCUUGGCAACGGGGUGAGCCGUAUCCCCACCGGGGUGGCGGAUAAUAAACCGGGACUUCUCAACCACGAUGCCGCGAAGGCAGCUGGCCCGAAGGGGAAUGAAGACCAGAAGCGGCUGACGGUUCACUACACGGCCUCCCAGCACUACCAGGAGAAUGUGUUCAUCGAGGGCAGCAGGCCUCAGUACCUGGAAGACUUGCACACCGAAGCUCAGGAGGGGCUCAAGAUACUACAACAGGAAGAGGACAAGAAUGGAGUAAACUUUGCGGACGAUGAAAGCAUCAUCUCUACAGAUACCCUCUGCCCAGAGCAGGAUAUCAGCUCCAAGGACAGAGGAGGCUCUCUGGGGUCGAGACCCAACGUUAAUGAUACCACAGCAGCUUCUGCUGCGUUGAAUCGGCCUGGGAUUACUCACCAAGGCUCCACAUUCAAGCCUUUGAAUCCAGUGAAAAGAUUCGAUAGGAGCAGAAAGAGGAACAGGAGAACCACCAUCAUGGGCAUUCCCAACCAGGUCCAGAAAGAACUUGCUCUGAACAGAAGUUCCACCUUUCAGCCGCUUGUUUCGACUCGGCUCCCUAACCAUGAAAAUCACAAUGGUGACAGCCAGUCGAGUGUUGUUAUCAUUCCUACAGUGGACGGAGGGACUCCCUUAGCAAAAAAAGAGGGAGCAAGGGUACACCUUUCAGAACUGGAGGUCUUUAGGGACGAGCAGGUGGCGAGGAAGCACCUUCAGGGAGGGUACCAAGAUGAGCAGGCCCAUCUCUGUCCUACAGUCAGACCCAAGUCCGUUGCAUUUCCUGGCAUGACAACAUCCUUUUCACUCUCUCCAUCAAUGUUGCACUUCCUCCAAGAGCCUCAGGGUCCGGUGAUGUCCAUCUCUCCUCAGGCCACUUACUUGUCUACGAUCAUCCCUAAUGCUGUUCUACCGGCUUCAGUUGAAGUGAUUGAGAUUGACCGCAGCAACAGUCGAACUCGAGGCAGCAGCGUCAAUCAUGGCAACGGUGCUUGCGGUGUCAGCAAAAGCAGCCUGACAUCUGAGGAAUCAGCAGUUAGUCCGUUGUUGUCUAGAAGAUCAGACGGUGACGGUUCCCAAACAAAUAGCUCUAACUAUGACUCUGCACUAAUGCCCCGGUCAGCCUCAGGUUCAAACUGGAGUGAGUCUCAAUCCUCUAAGACUAUUAUUUCAGACUCCUCGGUUUCAUCUUCUAAUAGAGGGGGGUUUAGCGUACAAGAAAGCCAGACACAGGAGUCUAGUAACGGCCAAGACCUCACAAGUUUUUAUAGCCCAGUUAAUGCAAAUAGCAGCCUGAACAAAACAGAAGUAAACACAACAGAAGCAGAGUCUGGGCACGGAGCAACACAGUCAUUGACUGCUGGCAAUCAAGCAAAGAACAAACGGAACUGCAUACAUAGUCUUUCGGUUACCAAGACCAAACAGCCUCCAGCACCUCCACGAAGAACUAACUCUCUGCAUGGCAAAAAGAUCAAAAGUGAAACCAUGACUGUGGUGGAGCUGGAAGAUCCUGGAAACUCAGGAGAAGUAAAAAGUUCAUCAGAAAAUCCAGUAGCAGAGGAUGAAGUUAAAUUGGUUGCUACUAAUGCCAAUUUGAGCCCAGAACCUUUGUCAAACUCCACUGGGCCAAGCUCGACAAACUCCUCCUCCACACUUCUAACCCCUUUGCAGGACUCCCCUAACCAGGCUGAAGAAGCGACAGCGUCACAACAAGAAUCCGACCCUUCCUCUCCACAGAAAACGGCACCAGAUGGAGGGAAAUUCGAACGGACAAUGUCUCCUUCCAGUGGCUAUUCUAGCCAAAGUGGAACUCCAACGCUUUCCCCGAAAGAAAUCUCCCCAAAUUCUCCAGACAAACUGAAAAAGAAACCCAUCAAACCAGAGAGAUCCGCAUCCCGUGCCUCAUCCUCAGCAGCUUCUCCCUCUUCCUCACUCACCUCACUGUCAUCAGGUACAUCUGAGCCUGCAAAUGCCGACGUUGCCACAUACAGCACAACUCUGUCUCCGCAGGAUUUCUCACCAACAAAUGAAGUUACCCCGAGUAGCAAGCUCUCAUCUUUAAGAGCAGACAUACAAGAGAUGUUUAACAUCCCUACUCCUCCUAAAGUCAAAGCCCCUCGCCCACCGCCUCCGGAGACAUGGGCCCACAGCAGACAGACUGUUGAGCUCCUCUGUGGAGCUCCUAAUGUCAUCAAAACUCCACUGAAAGGAAAACAAGUAGAAACCCAAAGAGAGCCCAGAAAAGACAGUGAAGUUACAGUCGAAAACCAGACAACUCAGGAGAAUCCUGUUUUGGAAAUGUCUACAGAAAACACUGUGAUAAAAGAUCCUGAAGGUGGCAAAAGUGAAUUAAACAGUAGAGAAUCUUCAGAUAAAGAACAAAUGCAUAAAAAUGAGGAGGACACGGAUUUUAACAGCAGAGCAGAGAGUAAAAUCAAUGUUGUAAAGAAGUCAGAAAGUCAAGAGACAACUCCAAAGAAACAGCCACCUCCUGUCAUGAAGAAACCAACAAAAAUACUGUUCAGAGACGAAAUGGGGCAUCCAUUAGAGACACAAGACAGGAAACUGAGCUCCACUGCUGCAAAAGAAGCUCACUUGUCUGUUGAGGAACAUACAAUGUCAUCCCAAAGUGCUGCAGCAGUUCCAGCCGAUAAGAGCAACAUGGAAAAGAGUGAAGUUCAGCCUAUGCAGACACUUACAGUAGAGGUCCCCAAAAUGAGUAAGCUCUCACCACCACCUACGCCUCCUCCAGCUUACCAGCCUACACCUCCUCCGAUAAGGAAACCUGCUGCUUCGUUAGUGUCUCCAAUGCCAAGUGAGUCUGAGAAGGAGCAUGACGUGUCGCAUGUUGUCGAUUCCUGUUGGCCACCUCCGCCUCCUCCAUUAGAAGGGGAACCCGUCUUUGAUGGAGGAGACGAGGUAGAUUUUCCUCCACCUCCUCCACCAUCCGUAAGAGAUGAUGUAACGGAGAUGACAGAACUAACCCCAGUCGCUUCAGUUUCACAUCCAGCUAACAACAAAUCCUCUGAUGUUGAACAGAUUUCAAAAGCCCACACUGCUCUUGAGACUUCUUCCCAAGAUACUUCAUGCGCUACCGACAUAGUUCCACCCUUGCCUCCUUCACCACCUAUUGCCAGAGUAGAGAGCCCAGUGCCGCUUCAGGAAGUGUCUCCUUCCAGCAGUUACCUUAAGCGAAACUCUCUAAAACUUGAAGAUCAGUCUCCCUCUACUCUUCCAGUAAGUCCUGAGCUUUCAGCUCCAACUUCAGUGCCAAAAGCACCUCCUCCACCAAUGGAAAAUGUAACCCCUGGAGUUAAUUUCAGAAGGCAACCCAGUGGCACAUACAGAGACGCCAGGAACAAGGAGCUACUUUCUCGCCACAAAAGUGUCCCAAUUCCUAAAGAGGACGCAAACAUACCACUCGUAACCCCUUCGCUGCUGCAGAUGGUUCGCCUUAGAACGGUCAGCAUGACUGAAGAUCAGGUGCAACCUCCAUCUGAAGACGCAGCACAUGAGGCAACUCCAGCUCAGGAGAAUUGUUCCGUCUCAAACCAAGGACCUCAAGACAUUCCUCCAAAGCCCAUUCGGAAGUCUUUGUCAGUAAAAUCUCCUCCUCAAACAGUAAAAUCGUCCACUGUGACAAUGAGUUCUCCUUCCCUGCGCCUGCAGGAGGCCAUCCGAAUGAAAACUGCAGCCAUGUCUUCCACAAACUGUCUUCCCCACAGACUGGGUGUGAAAUCCCCUUCUUACAACUCCAUUGGUGAACAAGGGGGGCACUCUCUAAAAUCACUUGAAGGAUGCGAUAUUCUUAAAUCCCCAGCAUCUACAGCUAGCUUUAUCUUCUCUAGAAGCACAAAAAAGGUGGUCAUCGAGCCUGUAGCCACCGCCUCCUCCGAGGCUCGAGCAAGUCUGAAGCAAAGCUUAGCAGCAGAGCUCAGGCAGGUCUCCGACCAAUCAAAGGCUGGUGUUCUCUCAAACGGCAGAGUCAAGACUGACAGAAUUCCUCCGCCAAUAGCCAAGAAGCCAACUCCUGGAAGCACAAGUCCCUUGCUGAGCUCCCAUAGCUGUUCAGCAAAGAUGGAGCUCAGGGUUGAGGGAAGCAAAGAUCCUGGAGCUGCACAACCUGUGGCGCCACCUACUACAACCACAAGAGUGACGGCGGACACGAUUGAAACGUUGUUUUGAACGAGUGAUCUGUGACCAGACUCGCAGGAGGAACGAAACAAGACGGCAAGCAAGUGAAAGGAUGAAUCACAACAUUUAUUGACAAUUACUAAGAGACAAUAAACUCAGUCUUCUUGUUGUGUUUUA
Messenger RNA from Poecilia reticulata (guppy), 4770 nucleotides. RefSeq names its product NHS like 3 (gene nhsl3). Gene Ontology annotation, biological process: cell differentiation. NCBI's taxonomy places the organism in Eukaryota, Metazoa, Chordata, Actinopteri, Cyprinodontiformes, Poeciliidae. The record is from RefSeq and is a predicted model, not a curated record.